UUCUCUCUCUCUCUCUCUCUCUCUCUUCCCGUUCUCCCUUCCCCUAACCCUAGCCAUGGCGAUCCGUAAGCUCCUCACCCUCUCUCGCCGCCCCCUCCUCCUCUCCAGCCGAUCCGCCUCCACCGCGGCUGCCCUAGCCUUCCCAGACCUGGCCGCCCCAGCCCCGGCCAGGCCCCCCGUCAUGCAUUACGACCGCCUCGCCGAGGCCGUCCGGUCCAAGAUCAAGCGCCUCGACGACCCCGACCCCCGCUUCCUUCGCUACGCCUCCCCCCACCCCGCCCUCGCCGACCACACGUCCGUGCUCGCCGCGCCGCAGACCCGCGUCACCACCCUCCCUAACGGUCUCCGCAUCGCCACCGAGUCCACCCUUUCCUCCCGCACCGCCACCGUCGGCGUGUGGAUCGACGCCGGCAGCCGAUUCGAGACCGACGAGACCAACGGGACCGCGCACUUCUUGGAGCACAUGAUCUUCAAGGGCACGCAGUCACGGACGGUGCGGCAGCUGGAGGAGGAGAUCGAGAACAUGGGGGGGCAUCUGAAUGCUUACACCUCGAGGGAGCAGACCACCUACUAUGCCAAGGUGUUGGAUAAGGAUGUGCCCAAGGCGCUCGAGAUCCUUGCGGACAUACUUCAGAAUUCAUGCUUCGAUGAGAAGCGCAUUGAGAGGGAGCGGGAUGUCAUCCUCAGGGAGAUGGAAGAGGUUGAGGGACAAACUGAAGAAGUUAUUUUUGAUCAUUUGCAUGCAACUGCAUUCCAGUAUACUCCACUUGGCAGAACCAUUCUAGGACCUGCUCAGAACAUCAAGACUAUUACUAAAGAGCACCUUAAGAACUACAUAUCCACUCAUUACACAGCCCCUAGAAUGGUCAUCUCAGCUGCUGGUGCUGUUAAACAUGAGGACAUAGUUGAGCACGUUAAAAAGGUGUUCACAAAGCUUUCAAAUGAUCCUACUACAGCAUCCGAAUUGGUCGCGAAGGAACCGGCUAUUUUCACGGGUUCUGAGGUUAGGAUAAUAGAUGAUGAUAUUCCACUUGCGCAAUUUGCGGUUGCAUUUAGUGGAGCAUCUUGGACAGACCCAGAUUCUAUCGCAUUAAUGGUCAUGCAGUCUAUGCUAGGUUCUUGGAACAAGAACGCUGGUGGUGGAAAGCACAUGGGUUCAGAGCUGUCCCAAAGAAUAGCCAUUAAUGAGAUUGCUGAAAGCAUGAUGGCUUUCAAUACAAACUAUAAAGACACUGGUCUGUUUGGUGUUUAUGCAGUUGCCAAGCCGGAUUGUUUGGAUGAUUUGGCUUAUGCAAUUAUGUCUGAGAUAAGCAAGCUGUCUUACAGAGUUUCGGAGGCUGAUGUUACUCGUGCACGUAAUCAGCUCAAAUCUUCUCUUCAACUUCACAUCGAUGGAACCAGCCCUGUUGCCGAGGAUAUUGGCCGUCAGAUGCUUACAUAUAGACGAAGAGUCCCAGUUGCUGAACUCUUUGCAAGGAUAGAUGCAGUCGAUGCUAGCACUGUUAAGCGUGUUGCCAAUCGUUUUAUAUUUGAUCAGGAUGUUGCAAUUGCAGCCAUGGGACCAAUCCAGAGCCUUCCAGAUUACAACUGGUUCCGGCGCCACACAUAUUUGCUCCGCUAUUGAUGGUGGGCACUAGUUCUUAAUUAUUCUUUAGAUCUUCAGAAUGGGAUCUUCACUGGCCCUUCCUGUUUUGCUGUUUAUCAUAAUCACCAUGAAAGUUUCAGAUGUCUGGAAGGAUUUUGCUUUCCGUUCACAGUACUUGUGAUGUAACAUUCCAAGAUCAAGUGAAAUAAUGAAUGCCAGAUACAUGAAUUCGUUUUCUUUUUGCCUGUAAAACCUGUUCCAAGUUUGGAUCAUGUUUCGUGUUACUACUAUCUUAUUGGAGAAUGGAUUCGUUGAUCCUCCUGCA
This is a messenger RNA of Musa acuminata subsp. malaccensis (wild Malaysian banana), 1910 nucleotides long. Its product is annotated as probable mitochondrial-processing peptidase subunit beta, mitochondrial. Gene Ontology annotation, molecular function: metalloendopeptidase activity; metal ion binding. Lineage: Eukaryota; Viridiplantae; Streptophyta; Magnoliopsida; Zingiberales; Musaceae. Gene Ontology annotation, biological process: proteolysis. Gene Ontology annotation, cellular component: mitochondrion. The record is from RefSeq and is a predicted model, not a curated record.